AUGCAAGACGCUAAACCAGUUCCCACACCAAUGUCCUCUUCCACUCAGCUCAGGGUUCUCUCUGGUACACCUCUUGAUUAUGCAAAAGAAUAUCGAAUGGUUGUGGUGAGUUUGCAGUACCUCGCGUUUACAAGACCAGAUAUUGCAUUCCCGGUCAACCGACUUUCACAGUUUAUGCAUAGGCCUACAAAUGUGCAUUGGCAAUCCAUGAAACGGGUACUACGGUAUCUUGCUGGAACUCAGUCUCAUGGCAUUUUUCUGCGUUGGGAUGCUCCUCUCACUAUUCAUGCCUUCUCUGAUGCGGAUUGGGGGCGUGACAAAGCAAAUUAUGUCUGUGAUUGGGAACCAGCAGAAGCGGAUUUCAAAGCGUUUUUUACAAAAUAA
Camelina sativa (false flax) is the source of this 384-nucleotide messenger RNA. The record is from RefSeq and is a predicted model, not a curated record. NCBI's taxonomy places the organism in Eukaryota, Viridiplantae, Streptophyta, Magnoliopsida, Brassicales, Brassicaceae.